Messenger RNA from Diatraea saccharalis (sugarcane borer), 1077 nucleotides. Lineage: Eukaryota; Metazoa; Arthropoda; Insecta; Lepidoptera; Crambidae. The record is from the annotation of a GenBank genome assembly.
AUGGGCAAAGUAGCUACAGCGGAAGUCCUACGGUUCAUGACUGACUGCUUGAAGGCAGCUGGUGCAGCAUCGAAAGCAGCGGAACAGCAAGCCGAGCUGCUUAUCCAAGCCGAUCGUAUGGGCCACCCGAGCCAUGGUCUCAAUAGAUUAGAAAUGUAUAUCAAUGACAUCUUAUCCGGAGCGUGUCACCCAAAUAAUGAGCCAAAGGUACUGAAAGAAAAUGCGUCUACUGCAUGGGUGGAUGCCAGCAAUGUGUUGGGUGCCACAGCCAGUCAUUUUGCUAUGGACAUCGCCAUCAAGAAAGCCAAAGAAACUGGCGUUGGAUGGGUCACUGUCAAAGGAUCAAAUCAUAAUGGCAUGGCCGGUUUUUGGGCCCAAAAAGCAGCUGAUAAGGGACUUAUAGGAAUGGCGUUUACGAAUACAUCACCUCUGCUAGCGCCUACAAGAAGUAAACAGUCUGCUCUUGGAACGAAUCCGUUAUCAGUGGUAGCACCAGCGUCUCAAGGUGAAUCGUUCUACUUAGAUAUGGCUACUACAGCAGUCGCUGUUGGCAAAAUAGAGAUGCAACGUCGUAAAGGUGAGCCUAUACCACACGGCUGGGCGCAAGGUCCUGACGGCAGGGAGACCACUGAUGCUGAACUGGCAUUCAAAACCAGCUGCUUGAUGCCGCUGGGAGGAGGCGAGAAAACUUCGGGAUAUAAAGGAUUUGGUCUGUCUGCUAUGGUGGAGUUGUUCUGUGGAAUUUCAUCUGGAUCCAAUUACGGCCACCAUGUCCGCUCGUGGUCCCACAGCGGUGCCGGUGGUCCAGCCAACCUGGGCCACUGCUUCAUCGCCGUCAACCCGGAAUGCUUUGCGCCCGGUUUCGGCGACCGCCUCACCGACAGCAUACAGCAUUGGAGGCAACUCGAACCGACUGACCCCAACUUACCUGUAUUGGCUCCCGGUGACAAAGAAAAGAAAGCUGCUAAAGAAACAAUGGAGCGGGGGACGGUAUCCUAUGUCAAACAACAGAUUGAUUCCAGCGCCGCUCUAGCGGAGAGAUUAAAAGUCAAACCUAUGGAAGUCAUAGAAAACUGA